AUGGCCACCGGGGAAAUAGCUUCUCGUCUCCAUCUCUUGAUCGAUCGUUGUGUUCGCCGCUAUGAUGAACGAGACGGAAACUCGUGGACGAAGGAAAUGGAGAAAGAUCUUCUUAUUUCUCUAUCGCAGGUGCUAAGAGAAAUUCAAACCUGGAUUGAUGAAAUUGGCCGUGAUUCAGCAGCGGAAAAAAGAGAGCAAGCUGUUGAUCAUGAAGAGGAAACUUGUGCUGUUUUGUAUGGUCCAGAAUCCAAAGAAUAUCAAUGCUUAGAAAGACUUGUGGCCAAUCUUGUUGGUUUGUUGGGUAUGAAGAGUGUGCAUGGUCAACAUUUGGCUGGCAAUAUUCUUGUGGAAGUAUCUGAGUCACUGGUUGAAUCUGAAAGUCAAUGGGAUGAUUUUAUUCGGUUGCUUUGUGACUGUCUGCACUUAGCAAUUAUCUACAUUUGCCCAAUUCCUGCUGUUUCUUCUGAAAAUGGAUGUGGAAGUCCGGAUCUACAUUUGUUUGGUUCUGAUGUUCUUAAAUGUAAGCUGCAAAAGGCUAACUGGUGCACGGUGUCUGCUAUCUUUCGAGUUCUUCGUAAUAUAUUGAAGCGGUUGAGCCAAGAAGAAAAUGAGGAGCUUCUUGAUGUAUACUUAGAAUCUGUCAACUCUACACUUGCAAAAGUUCCUUGGUGCCGAGUAGAUACUAUUUUUUCUUAUCAGCAUGUUAGUGGUGAAAGAAAUUCCCAAAGUCAUAAUGGAACUCUAGGAAGCAUUGCAAACAGUGAGGAAGUUACUGUAUUUCUUGGGAAAUUUGUUCAGUUUCUCUGUUCCCUGGUUCAGCAGGUUCGCUUUGCAGAAGAUUCUGAUAGUUUUGGACCUGCACAUUUGAUACUCCAAAAAACCAUCGAGCUUGUUCCGAAUCUCCUCCGUUGGUGCCAACCAAAGAUAGAAAGUCAAAGUGGCUCUUGCAUGUCAAGAUACCUAGCGCACAAGUUGCUGGUGUUGAUGACCAGACUUACUUAUCAGUCCAAUAUCAAAUGUACCAUUCUUCUUUCAUGGCUGCAAUAUUUGCAACGCCACUUUCAAGGGUUUCUUCAAUACACCCUAACUAGGUUCGGACCUGUCCAAGAUAAUUGUUUGGAAGGUUCUCCAUUUUUUGUGUGUUUAUCUGAUCGGGAGGUCAAUGAAGCACAUUCCAAUCAUUUGCAAAGACUUUCUGUGUUUCUGCUCCUACGGUGCUCCUUCACUUUGCUUGAUUCAAGUAGACAUACCGACAAGCACUGUGGGUUUGAUUGUAGAAAGAAAGGGAUGAAGGAGAUGUUAAAAUGGAUUGAACUACAGAUUCCAGGCGAUACAUUUUCCGCUCAAAGAACUUAUACCAAGAAGAGUGUUGACUUUUCUACAUCUUUUGUCCGGCUGUUUAUGCAUGAGGAUGAUCUAUUAUUUAAAGUCCUCCUCCAAUUGCUGUCUGUACCAUUGCGUGGAGGGGAACUGCUGAACGAGGAAGGGCGUUCGCUACAAGAUGAGGAGCAAACUAUUCUCUUUCGUUUAUCAACCCUGUUCAAUCCUGUAGUACUAUUCUGUAUAUUUCUUUCAGAGCUGCAUUAUGAUCAUCAAGUGCUUCUUGAUUACCUUAUAUCUAAAGACAUUGGGGCUAGCUGUGCAGAGUACCUGCUGAGAUGCUUGCGCGCAGUCUGUGAUUCGUGGGCACUAUUUUUGGAGUUUCCAUUUGAAGGAAAUGUAGAUGCUUCGUCUUCAAAAAGAAGGAAAAUUUCGCUCGAGACUUCCGAGGUUGAACAAAACUGGAAAUUACGUCCCCAGGCUUUUGAAGAGGCUAAAGACUGUCUGCUUUCAUUGCAAAAUUCGAUUGUUAAGUUACAUCAGAAGAAAUUGUUUCCAUACAACCCAGAACCUCUUCUACGACGAGCUCUGUUGAGGCAGUUUUUCUAUUUUGAGGCAGAUUUUCAAGGUUUCAAGAGCUCUGUCUAUCCCGCGAGUAAUAUAUCUGUACCAAAGAAGGAUCAGAUGCCAAUACAAAGAACUGAAGAAGUAAUUGGCUCACAAGUAGAACUGAGCGGUAAAUCAGAGAGCAUUAUGUUCUUGCCUCCACAAUCCAAAUCGGAAAGGUAUAAGAUACUUUUGGUCAAGCUAAUGUGA
Arabis nemorensis is the source of this 2136-nucleotide messenger RNA. The record is from the annotation of a GenBank genome assembly. NCBI's taxonomy places the organism in Eukaryota, Viridiplantae, Streptophyta, Magnoliopsida, Brassicales, Brassicaceae.